UCGGUUUCUCCCAGCUGACAGCCGGCUGCCCAGCCAUGGGCACCGUCUACAACCGGACCACAGAACCGGAGGCGUCCCGCCGCCUGCCGUCGUUUUUGUCGCGGUUUUUCCCAGAUGGCAGCCGGCGGCCCGGCCCGGCCAUGGGGAACCGCCCCGUCUACAACCGGACCACAGAACCGCAGGCGUCCCGCCGCCUGCCGCCCUUUUUCUUGAGGUGUUUUCCAGCUGGGAACCGGCAGCCCAGCCCGGCCAGGCAGAGCCGCCCCGCCUACAACCAGACCACGGAACCGCAGGCGUCCCGCUACCUGCCGAGCUUUUUCUUGCGGUGUUUUCCAGCUGGGAACCGGCAGCCCAGCCCGGCCAGGCAGAGCCGCCCCGCCUACAACCAGACCACGGAACCGCAGGCGUCCCGCUACCUGCCGAGCUUUUUCUUGCGGUGUUUUCCAGCUGGGAACGGGCAGCCCAGCCCGGCCAGGGCGAGCGGCUCCGCCUACAAGCCGACGGCGCAACGGGAGGCGAAGACGCCCCGCCCGCCUCCCUUGUGCUUUCGUUUUUGUCCGGCGGGGAGCCGGCGGCCCGGCGCGGCCAUGGAGAACGGCGGCGUCUACAACCCGACCACGGAGCCCCAGGCGAAGGCGGCCCGCCCCCGACCCCUGGGCUGCACCCUGCGGCGCCUGCGGGGCUGGCGGCUGCCGGUCAAGGCGGCCCAGACGAUUUUCUCUCUUGUGGCUGUUGUUUGUGAAGAAGUUGUGGACGAUUGCAUCACUUGUGGUGGACUUUACUUCUUUGAAUUCAUAAGCUGCAGUGCCUUUCUUUUGAGCCUCCUGAUUCUGUAUGUGUAUUGCACUGAUUUUUAUGAAUCACUGGGGGAAGAGAAAGUGAAGAAACUGAAUUUUUGGGCUGUGCUGGUCAUAGGUGCCUCGUUUCUGUUAGCAUCAAUAGUGUUUUCUAUAACCUGCUCUGACUCUGCUGCUGAAAGUGCUGCAUAUGUAUUUGGAUUUUUUGCAACUUUUGCAUUUGCAGCUGAAUUUGUUAGAGAUCUCUAUGAACUCUGUCGCAAGCGAAAACAAAACAUCGUUGGACGCCCUCAAAAUCCUCGUAGCACUCCGAGUGCCACAGAAAAUCGGCCACUGAAUAAACGCUAACUUCCUGAAA
This is a messenger RNA of Passer montanus (Eurasian tree sparrow), 1155 nucleotides long. It is a transcript of the gene CMTM6, whose product is annotated as CKLF like MARVEL transmembrane domain containing 6. The record is from RefSeq and is a predicted model, not a curated record. Lineage: Eukaryota; Metazoa; Chordata; Aves; Passeriformes; Passeridae. Bases 36 to 1145 code for a protein of 369 amino acids. The transcript is spliced from 4 exons. Gene Ontology annotation, cellular component: membrane.